This is a messenger RNA of Austrofundulus limnaeus, 6219 nucleotides long. It is a transcript of the gene trip11, whose product is annotated as thyroid hormone receptor interactor 11. Gene Ontology annotation, molecular function: small GTPase binding. Gene Ontology annotation, cellular component: Golgi apparatus. Gene Ontology annotation, biological process: Golgi organization; endoplasmic reticulum to Golgi vesicle-mediated transport. The record is from RefSeq and is a predicted model, not a curated record. Lineage: Eukaryota; Metazoa; Chordata; Actinopteri; Cyprinodontiformes; Rivulidae.
GCCUCUACAGCAACAGGAACUGCAGCUGGUGACCAAGGAGAGAUUCUGAAGCUGCAGAAGAUUAUUAAGGAGCUACGAGAUGAGAUGAGUCGUGAGGUGGAUGAACAUCAACAUGAGCUAACAGCUCUUCAAGAUGCUCAGAGACAGAAGAUGGCUGAAGUUAGCCGACGGCACAGAGAAGAGCUCAGAGAGUACGAAGAACGCAUCGAGGAACUGGAGGAACACAUUCAUACUGGAGGCAGUCACGUCAGCUCCUCAUCAGAUACAUCCAAAGAGCUGAYACUGCAGACAAACAUCCAGACUGUGGAAGAAGCAGCCGAGCAGCACCAGAAGCAGCUGGUAGAACUGUCAGCCCGGCUGGAGGAGGCCCAGAAGAACCGGGCCUGUUUGCAGCAGGAGAAGGAUGAAGUCCAGGAAGAGAACAGAGAGCUGCUGCAGAACUACUCCCGGCUGCAGACGUCUGUAGCUGAACUCAUGACACGAGUGCAGGAGCAGGAGGAGAAGGCUCUGCAGAGAGCUCAGCUCCAGCAGGAGAUCCUCACGUUAACAACUAAACUGGAAGGUGCAGAAAAAGAAAUAGAGAGAUUAAAGAACCUGCCUGAGACAAAGGAAGAGGUGGAGCAUGCAGACAUCUUAGAACUGAACACUACCAUUGGAUUACUGAGGCAAGAGAAGGAAGUCCUGGAACAAGAAAAGCUGGACCUACAGCACAGACUGAAACUGUCAGAAGAACAAAUGGUUAACAGUGAUAUAGCAGUGAGGACGUGUGAAAUGGAGUCUUUAGAAGACCUGAAAGUGGAGCUGGAGAGGAGGGAGAAGGCUCUGAGAGCCACUGAGGAGGAACGAGACGUCCUGCUGUCAGAGCUGGAGGAGCUGGAUCACCAGAACCACGAGGCAACACAGCACAUGAUCUGUGUGAAGGAGCAGCUGUCUGCACAGCUGAAGGAAGCUGAGGCUGAGCUGAUAAGAGUCKGUUCAGAACGAGACCAAACCAAAGAGCAGAAAAAGGCUCUGGAGCAAGAGCUGCAGAGUCAGAAGGAGAAGAUCAGCCAGAGUGCUUUUACCCUGAAUGAUCUGCACAUGGAGAAACAGCAGCUGGAGCGCACCCUGAAGGAACUGAAAGAUCAGCUGAGACAUGCUCAGGAGCAGAGUGGACAGGCACGAAGAGAAGUGACAGAACUGAAGAAGAUGCUGCAGGAACGAGAGGAGCAGCUAGCUGCUGCUACAGCAGAGCUGCAUCAAGGAGGAGACGGGGGAACCCAGAGGGCUGAGGAGCAGCUGCAGGCCAAGGACAGGGAGCUGUCAGAGCUCAGGACAGAACUGGACCAAAUGAGGAGCUCUUAUGAACAGUCCAGGUCUGCAGAGUAUGAGAUGAAGAUGGAGAGCAGGAAGUGGAGGGAGGAGAGGACCUGUGCUUUGGACAAAGAAGAAGAGCUGACCAAGCAGCUGAAAGAAAGCCAAACUGUCCUCAACAGGACUGUGAGGGAGAAGGACACACGGAUCGAAGCUUUAAGACUGGAGAAGACCCAGCUGGAAGGUGAACUGCUGCAGGCUGAACGGGCUCUGAAAGAACAGAGGAAACAGUACCAGCAGACUGUGGACGAGCUGACCCGAGCUCGCUCCAUGGACACCUCGGCCUUACACACUGAACACCAGGCUGCAGUCAGACUGAACCAAGAGAAAGACCUGGAGAUCUCAAAGCUCAGGAGAGACAUGGAGCAGCUGGUGUCUGACCACAGAGACACCAACGAGAUGCUUUCCAUCACAGUGACAGGCCAGCAGCAGCUCACUGACCUGCUGCAGGAGAAAGAUGCUUUUCUGGACACUCUGAAACAAAAUGCUGCAGAUUUACAGAUGGAGCUGGACAGUAAAGUCUCAGUCCUGAGCAGAGAAGCUGAAAGCAUGAAACAGGCUCUGGAGGAGAAGGACCGACAGCUGGCUGGGAUGAAGGAGGAGAACAGUCACCUGAAGGAGGAGAUCGAUCGUCUCAGGGAUCAGCAGAGCAGACCUGCCCCCCUGGCUGAGCCCAGGACCCUGGAGAUCAUGACCGAGCUGGAGGCAGAGAUCGCCCAGCUGAAGUCCUCCAAGAACUGUUUAGAAGAGGAGCUUCAGACUCUGAGGAGAACCUCUGAGGAGCAGCAAGCCUCUCUGUUUCAGUCUCAGCAGAGUGAACUGGAACAGGCCCACGCUCGUCAUCAGCAGGCAACACUCAACUAUGACCGACUGAUCCGUGCUAGAGAGGAGGAGAUCAGUGGCCUGCAGCAGACUGUCCAUCAGCUCAGUGAGGGUCAGAGCCUCCUCCCUGCUCCACAGGGACAGCUCAUCCUGCAGGAGCACAAGACACAGGCUGUAAACCAGGACAACGACAACGAGAAGCAGGACCUCUCUAAGGUGGAGGUGGACAGGCUGGUGAAGGGGCUGAAGGAGAAGGACACUGAGAUCAGCCAGCUGAAUGAGAAGAACCUCACGUUGUCCCAGCAGCUGGACCAGGAAGUGGGCAAGCUUUCUCAAAUGAUUCGUCAGAAAGAUCUGGAGCUUCAGGCGCUCCACACCAGGCUGUCCCUGGCUGCAGGGCACAGCCAGGACGUGCUGUACCUGCAGCAGCAGCUGCAGACGCUGGCUGUGGAGAGAGAGCAGAUGUUAGCCGUGCUCAACGAGAAGACCAGAGAGAACGGCCAGCUGCGCUCCGAUUAUCACCGCCUCAUGGAUAUUGUAGCUGGGAAGGAAGCUGCUUUAGUGAAGCUCCAGCAGGAGAACCAGCGCCUCUCCAACAUGACUGACCCCUCAGGAAGCCAGGACAUGUUCAAGGAGACCAUCCAGAACCUGUCCAGAAUCAUCAGGGAGAAGGACAUGGAGAUGGACGCUCUGACCCAGAAGUGUCAGACCCUGGUGACGGUCCUGCAGUCCUCAGGAGCUGCAGCCUCUGGAGGCGUCAGCAGCAACCAGUUUGAGCAGCUGCUGACAGAGAGAGACGCCCUGAAGCAGCAGGUGAAGAAGAUGGAGGAGUGGAAGCAGCAGGUGAUCACCACAGUGAAGAACAUGCAGCAGGAGUCUGCUCAGCUGCACGACGAGCUGGUCCAGCUGCAGACUCAGGUGUCUGCUGACAGCGACUGCAGCUCCCAGCUGUGGGGGGACUACGCUCGACUGGUCCAGAGCUACGAGCAGAAGGAGAAGAGGCUGGGCAGUCUGAGCCUGGAGCUGGCUCAGGUUCAGCAGACCAUCAGUCAGCUGAGCAGCACCAAGGAUGUGCUGCUGGGGAAACUGGACAGUGUGGCACAGAGCCCUGACAGUCAGGCAGCUGGUGCUGAGGCCUCCAGCCAGCAGCCUGCUGCUGCUGCUGCUGCGCUCACAAACAGCCUCCAGCUGCAGGACAAGCUGGAACAUCUACAGUCACAGCUGGCCCAGAGAGACAACCUGAUCAGAACUCUUCAAGAGAACAACCAGCGGCUCUCCAGCUCAGAGAGCGAGCAGAGCCGUGCAGCUGAGGAGGUGGGCCAGCUCAGAGAGAAGCUGGAGUCCCUGCAGAGAUCAGUCAGGGACAAAGACCUGCUCAUCAAAACCAAGGGAGACCAGCUGGUCCAGGUCAGGGAGGCUCUGCAGAACCGUGACAAUGACAACGAGGUGCUGAAGCAGGCUGUGACCAACCUGAAGGAGCGCGCUCUCAUCCUGGAGCUGGAGGCCAAGAAACUGAAGGAAGACAACGAGCUGGUGGCUGCUCGCUCUCGAGAGAAAGAGUCUGAGUUCAGAGCUCUGCAGGAAACCAACAUGCAGGUGUCCCUGCUGCUCCGAGAGAAGGAGUUCCAGCUGAGCGCAGUGAGCGACAAGGCUGCCACCGUAGAGAAGAUGCUCAAAGACAAACAAAUGUUGCAGCAUGUGAGGGAUAAAGAACAGCGUCUGAACCUGGAGCUGGAGAGGCUGCGCAACCAUCUGUUGGAAAUGGAAGACUCGUACACCAGAGAAGCCAUCGCUGCUGAGGACAGGGAGACUGACCUGCGCAGGCGGCUGGCGCUGCUGGAUGAGAAACUGGCCACGUCCUCCAGUGCUGUGGAGAACGCCAGCCAACAGGCCAGCCUGCAGGUGGAGUCUCUGCAGGAGCAGCUCAGUGGGGCCGUGAAGCAGAGGGACAACGCCCUGGCACAACUCAGGACGUCUCAGGAGCAGGUCAACCAGUACGCAGUGUCGCUGUCCAACCUACAGAUGGUGCUGGAGCAGUUCCAACAAGAGGAGAAGGCCAUGUACUCAGCAGAACUUGAGAAGCACAAGAAGGAGAAAGAGGAGUGGAAAAGAAAAGCACUUGUGCUUGAAGACCAAGCAUCGGCUCUGCAGAUAAACUUGGAUGAAGCUAACGCUGCUUUAGAGUCAGCAUCUCGUCUCACUGAUCAGCUCGAUCUGAAGGACGAACAAAUGGAGGAGCUGAAAAAACAAGUGGAUGUGAGGCAGGAGAUGUUGGAAGAGGCACAAAGGAAACUGAUGAAUCUUCUGAACAGCUCAGAGGGGAAGAUAGACAAGGUCCUGAUGCGCAACCUGUUCCUGGGUUAUUUUCACACACCUAAARCCAAGAGGGCUGAUGUGCUCCGGCUCAUGGGCAGUGUGUUAGGACUGAGCCGAGAAGACGUCGACAAGAUGUUGGAGGAAGAUGGACGGCGUGGUGUUACUGGAUGGAUGUCGAGUUGGCUGGGAGGCAGAGGAGCACAAAGUGUCCCAAACACUCCACUAAGACCCACCGCUGGCCAUGGGUUGAAUACGUCCUUCUCAGAGAUGUUUGUAAAGUUUUUGGAGAUGGAAUCAACUCCUUCUCUUCCUGCACCGAAGCUUCCAGUCCAUGACAUGAAGCCUCUGAGUGCCCCACCUCCAGGAAGAACCAGUGCUGCUGCUGCUGCAGGAGCUGCAGCGUCCAGCAGGCGAGCUGCUGAAGCCACCCUGUUCCUGGCCCCUCGCUCUGCAGCUGUGCCUCUGCUGGCUGCCUCUGGGUCCAGCAGCUCAGGAGGUCACCUGCUGAUGAAGCCCAUCUCUGACGCUCUGCCCACCUUCACACCUGUACCUGUGUCAGCUGAGGCCAGUGGAGGAGCUGUGCUCAAAGACUUGUUAAAGCAGUGACAGGACUCACACUCAUCCAGCCUGACUUCAGCUCUACACACACACACAGAUCUGUGGAGCAGUUCUGCUGRUUAACACCGCUUUUAUCCUUCCAGCACAAAUAAAUCAUCAGUGACUCCAUGAAAACUUCAGAUGACCGGUUUGAAAAGGUCCUCAGACUGAAGGUAUUAUGGUUACAGUUCUGUGCACCAGGCUUUAAACACCUGUGGAACACUUUGUCUCAGAGCUGCUGCUGGGUCUGAAACCACAACUUAAAGAUGAAGCAGCUCCACAUGACAAAAUAAAACUGAAUAAGAACAUUUGUAACAUGUGGAGCUUCUAGCAUGAGAACUGCAGACUGAAUCCUCUUUCUUCAUUUUCUAUUUCCCCCCCAGUAAUGAAAACAAGUGACCUUAUAAACUCAGUGUUGGUUCAACACAGAGCUCUGAUCAUCACCUGCGCAGGUGGAAAUAUAUUCUGUUGUUUUCAUUUAUCACCUUACAUCAGAAACAUUGUUUUUUUUUUCUUCUUUUUUCUUUGAUCCAAGACUAACAUAAGAAGUCUGGCUCCAACAGUGAACACAGGGAUUUAUGGGUUCAGUCCAUCCGUUGAAACCAUUAAGAUGUGUGUUUUCCACACAGCCAGAGUGCAGUAUGCAAUGAUGGCUGCAGACUAUUAUGUUUAUGAACACUAUUAUACAGAUAUAAUGUACAUAAAUAACUUUUGUUUUAUAUUAUUUAAAGGCACAAAUGAAGAUGUGGAAGUUAAGUGCCUCUAUUUUUGCAAAUUAGUGGUAUGAUCAGUUCUGUAAAUGGCCAAUAGAUCUAUAUUUUAAAAAUCAUUAAAAAAUAAAGAAAAACAUGAAAUCUAAGAAGUUCCACCUGAUCAGCAGGCCUGCAUAUUUGUAAAGACAUUAUUCAGCUGCUGCAGGAGGAAUGUUACAGGACCGGGCCAGGUGCACCAGUGAAAUGUAAAAACUGUAAAUCCUGACUGGAAAUGUUUCUGUGAGAUGUAAAAUCUGAAACUUGGAAGUAGAACAAAGGGGUGGAGUUAUUCUGAAUGUGGAUGAUCUUCUGUUCAGGUUGGUGACCUAAUGGGAAUUUGACUUUAAAUAAAAGGUACCAGUUGGUAACCUCUCAUUUA